AUGGUUGCUGGAAUUGCUGCACAGCUGCACUAUCCCACGACUUUCACCACUUUGCAGCCACAAGCCCUCGUGGCUAGAGCUACCCUCCACAACAACGCGACGGUGAUUGGUGCCGACAUCCAUAAUGACAUCGCCACCCCAGUCUUGGAGAAAGUCCAUUCACUCCCUUAUUUCCUAUCACAUUUGACAUAUGCUCCCGUGUACACAUCCAAUGAAACCCUAGCCCAUGUGUAUUUGGGCUUCACAUCAUUCUCUCCUCCUGAUCCACGUAGUCAAGUGGACCUCAACCUACUAGUUGAUCAACUCAAGCAGAAGUUAGAUAGGGACAAACGAGCAAGGGAGAGAACGAGAACGUGUUGUUCAGCACCUAAACGAAAUGCAGUUAUCUGCAAGCCAUACUCGAAGUUGAUCGACAGUCUGUUCGAGGUUGUGUUCAAUGACAAACGUGCACGAAAGGCUGGGCCCACAAUCCGAUGUCCAUACUCGCUUGGGCCCACAAAGUAUCCACUCUGGGCUAGGCCUGCAAGAAGAUUGAGUUCGUAA
Molecule: messenger RNA, 543 nt
Organism: Prunus armeniaca (apricot)
Lineage: Eukaryota; Viridiplantae; Streptophyta; Magnoliopsida; Rosales; Rosaceae
Source: the annotation of a GenBank genome assembly